This is a messenger RNA of Oncorhynchus nerka (sockeye salmon), 9481 nucleotides long. It is a transcript of the gene nacad, whose product is annotated as NAC alpha domain containing. Gene Ontology annotation, biological process: protein targeting to membrane. Bases 237 to 8696 code for a protein of 2819 amino acids. The transcript is spliced from 11 exons. Gene Ontology annotation, cellular component: nascent polypeptide-associated complex; cytoplasm. NCBI's taxonomy places the organism in Eukaryota, Metazoa, Chordata, Actinopteri, Salmoniformes, Salmonidae. The record is from RefSeq and is a predicted model, not a curated record.
AGAGAGGCAUGCACUCUCUCUCUCUCUCACUCUCUAACACACACACACAUAUAGACACACAUGUGCUGCAGGAGAUCUGAGUGCCAGGUCGCUGAGCAUUCACCCUCUCUCUCUCUCUCUCUCUCUCUCGCUCUCUCUGCCCCUCCCGAUACUGCGCACUCUCUCUCGGUUCACCUUGGCUACUGGGUGGUGUGGAGUUAUUGUUGCGUCAGAACCAGAGAGAUCCAGAGACAGCCAUGCCGGGGGAGAGCUCUCGAAGAUCUGUCCCCAAAGAAAGACAUCCGGAGCUUGGAGCAGAGCAGACAGGCCUGCCUGAACCAGACAUGACCAGACAUGCCUCCACUGAUUCCACCCCUAGUGACAGCGGCUCUAGUCCCUCCCCCAGCACCCCUCAGAAGCUGCUGCCAUCAUGCACCUCUCCGUUCGGGCCACGGCUGGUUCGGACCACACCUAGCUCCUCCGCGACCCCGCGACCCCAGCCUGAAGGUUCAGACCGUCGCCACAUUAACACGGUCCGACUUAGCGGGACGUUUGGAGGUCACGGACCCUGUGGACGCCGCAGCGGACCCGUGAAGAUGGAGAGAAUCAAGGUUCUGAUGGGCUCAGAGGUGGAGAGCGACCACAAGGAGCCAGAGAACAUGGACACACGGGUGGUGAUGGGCCAGGAGGCCCUGCUCAAGACAAAGAAAACCCUGACAGGGAAGUGCCCAUGCGGGCAGAGCAGCCAGGCGAUACCCCUGCCUGGAGGCCCAGUCUUGGAGGUCCCUAAGCCUCCCUUAGAGCUCCAGGCCGAGGCUGGAGAAAAGGCCCAACUGGACACAGGGCAGGAGAGAGACAAUUCACCUCUGACCCCAAAGUUGGAGCAAGAGCAGGAGAGAAGCCCUGUCCUGCCCAUUAGCCCUCUCCUCACCCCCCUCAUCCCUGCCUCCCCUCCCUCCUCAGAGCCAGUCACAGUGGAUGUUAGUUUGACGGGCAGCUUAAGCCCUUUGGAGGCAGGGCUGUCUCCCUAUGGUGAAAUGUCUUUUGUAUGUUCCAUGUAUGCCAUGCCCUCCCUGUCCGAGCCAGCCUAUCCCCCUGCUAUCCUCUCCUUCACUGAGCCGGCCUUUGCCGUGGACCCUCUGAGAGUGGGCGUUCCCUCAUCCCUGGAUCCUGACCUGUACUACACCGCCCCCUCCACCCCCAUCAAGAUGGCUGCUCGCCCCUUACACCUCAAACACCGCUCUUACCCCGGCUCCCCAGCCUCUCCCCUCUCACCAAACUCGGACAGUGAGGACCUGUGCUCCCCCCUCACUUCCCCCUCUGGCUCCUACGUCACGGCGGAGGGGGGCAGCUGGACCUCUUCCACCUCCCCCUGCACCUCCCCCAAUCUUCUCCUGGCAGAGGAGGUGCAGGAGGCACCUGCAUGCUUUGUCAGCUCGCUGUCCGAAAUCGGAGACGAAGUGGGGGAGGAUAGGGGAGCAGUAGGGGAGAGGGCAGAGGAAAAGGGAGGAGGAGCAGCAGAGUGGCGGUUCUGCCUCUAUAAGGGUCUAGCAGAGACUGUGAUCCUGGAGGAGGAGGAGGUACUGAGAGGGGAGGUAAGGGGGAGAAGGAGCGAGGAAGUGACAGUCUCAAGGGGUAGCUGUCGCCCUCGCUGGGUGACAGAGGACACUUCCCCAUUGAGGAGCAGCAGCGGCAGAAGCACCGACUCCCAGGAAGAUGGAGGGGAGUCGGAGGGCUCGCUCUGCCCAGCAGAGGAUGCUCUGGCUGGGGGACAGCAGUACUUAAGUCCCCUGCUGCAAAGAGGCCUGGAGCUGGAGCUGCAGGCCUGUGUGUCUGAGGAGCUUUACCCUCCCAUUACCAACCCAGAUGAUGAUGGAGCAGACUCCCCACGGCUGACCUCCAUCUCCUUCCCCUUUGCCCCAGACAUGGGGAACCUAAGCCCUCACACCUCCAGCGUCAACCCUGCCUCCUCCAACCUUACCAUGGACACCUGCUCUCCAGAUGUGUCAGACGGGGAUAACUCCAGCCCUUACGGAGAAAUGGGUACCUUCCUGCUGUUCCCAGGCUCCUACAGUGAUGAUGGAGAGAUGGAGGAAGAGGAGAGUAUGAUCCCAGCCUCUCUGCUUAACUUCCCCCUCCACACCAGUCUCCUCUUUCAGGCAGACUCCAUGGAGAUCACUCUCUUCCCCACAGAGGAGGGGAAUGAGGGAGGAGAGGGAAACGACAGGAACGAUGUGGAUGCGUACGCGGCCGGAGAGGAGGAGGGGGACGUGGAGGAUGAUGAUGAAGAUGAUGAGGAAGAAGUGGAGGCUAAGGUAGAGAUAGAGGAGGCUAAGGUAGAGAUAGAGGAGGCUAAAGUAGAAAUAGUGAUAGAGGAAGAGGUGGAUGAAGAGGAGGGUGAGGAUGUUGAGGAUGAGGAAGAGGAGGAGGAGGGUGAGGGUAAGGCUGUAAAUGACCCAGCUGAAGAGGACAACUCGGCCUCCUUCCUUCAUUCACUAUCAGAAACUUCCAUCAACGAAGGGCUGGAUGAGUCCUUCUGUUUCCAUGACGACACUGACGACUCACUAGACUCCGCCUCUUAUAAUGGCGAAGAGGAUGAGCGACUGUACAGCACAGAGAGACAUGCUGAACCACCCACAGGACCACCCACAGGACCACCCACAGGAUCACCCACAGAACCACACCAAGCCAAACCUCAGCCUGAAACCAGACCAGAGGCCUACAGCACUGAACUGUCCCAGAGCAGACUUAGCCUAAUCAAUCCCCCAGGUGACAAAGAGCCCCGGCCUGAGGAUCGUCAAGGACCUAGACCACCACAACCUGCACUUGCACCUGCCCAACCUGCGGAAUCAGCCCACCCGGAGUCCUCCAACAGCAGUAGUGGGAGUGAAAUGGAGAUCUCCUCAGAGUCCUCUGACCCUCCUGUCCCCGCUCCUUCUCAGGAGAGCCCUUAUGUCUCUACCCUUACCCCUAAACUUUCUACAACCCCUUACCCUGCCUUCACUACCCCAAAGACUACUCCUGCUACCGUGUCAAACCCUAAAACCAAGCAUGAAUCUCUCUCUAACCCCAACACUAACCGUGCUCCUGCCCCUAAUGCUAAAUCUGCUACUGUCUGUACCACUAACACUAACCCUGCUACAGCCUCAACCCCACAAAAUAAUUCUGCUACUUCCUCAACCUUCAAAACUAACCCUGCUACCGUAUGUACACCUGAAAUUAACCCUGCUACGGUCUCUACCCCUAACACUAACAGUGCUCCUGCCCCUAACGCUAAAUCUGCUACGGCCUGUACCACUAACACUAACCCUGCUACAGCCUCAACCCCCAAAACUAACCCAGGUACAUACUCUACCCCAAACCCCGCUGCUACUCCUAAAACUAACCCUGCUGCUACUCCUAACACUAACCCUGCUGCUACUCCUAACACUAACCCUGCUGCUACUCCUAACACUAACCCUGCUGCUACUCCUAACACUAACCCUGCUGCUACUCCUAACAUUAACCCUGCUUCUACUCCUAACACUAAGCCUGCUGCUACUCCUAACACUAACCCUGCUGCUACUCCUAACACUAACCCUGCUGCUACUCCUAACACUAACCCUGCUGCUACUCCUAACACUAACCCUGCUGCUACUCCUAACACUAAGCCUGCUGCUACUCCUAACACUAAGCCUGCUGCUACUCCUAAAACGAACACUGCUGCUACUCCUAACACUAACCCUGCUGCUACAAUCGAGGAGACAGCGUCCCACAGCAAUCCUGUCAUCCUGGCAACCCAGCCAUCCCAUAACAGCCAUGUGACCCUGGCAACAGGAGCAGGGCAAGCCAAAGCAGUUGCAGAGGAAGUACAGGCUGGUAUGGUGAGAGAGGAGGACAAAAGGAGCGGUGCAAAGAGAGAGAAAGACAAACAGAGUGGUGGGGAGAGAGGGAAGGACAAACAGAGCAGUGGAGAUAGAGAGAAGGACAAACAGAGCAGUGGGGAAAGAGGGAAGGACAAACAGAGCAGUGGGGAGAGAAGGAAGGACAAACAGAGCGGUUGGGAGAGAGGAAAGGACAAACAGAGCGUUUGGGAGAGAGGGAAGGACAAACAGAGCGGUGGGGAGAGAGGGAAGGACAAACAGAGCGGUGGGGAGAGAGAGAAUAAUGAACAGAGCACAGAGACUUCAGACGAGGACCACACAGAGCAGACAGACAGGGACUCGUUCAAACUACUCAUUAAGCCACGCCCCUCUAAGUCAGACACACCCCGGCCUAAACAGAAGACCUCUGAGCCCCAUAAGCCGCUCCCACGUGUGUUUGGGGUGGCAGCAGCUUCAGUCCGGUCCAAACCGCUUCUGGUGUCGGUGCUGGAACUGGACCAGAAGAACGCGAACAGCAGCGCUGAAGGUGUGGACUCCCCUCAGGUCCUUGAAGGGACCACUGCCACCAACGACCUGAACAAGGGGGUCCCUCUGCUCUCAUGCCCGAAAGAGCCUAACCCCAGCAACAUCCCUGUCUCCUCCUGCCCUGAGAGCUCACCUGACCUGGCUGACAACCUGUCCUUGACCCCUGAUAUCUGCCCAUGUGACCCCGCCCAGGAGAACUUGAGGGAGAACACCCUGAGCACUGAGGACGGGGGCCCUGGGGCCCUGGGCUCCCCUCACACACCCCUGGCUGUCUCUCCCAAGAGGGAGAACUCAGAGACAGAUGCAGGGGGAGGAGGAGCAGAGUCCGGGUCCUGGGGGGCAGGGGAGGCCCUAUCUGUCUCUCUGGGGCAGGGCUGUGGGUUGGAGGCACAGAGCCUAUUACUGUAUGAGGUGGAGGGACAUACGAUUGGACAGACAAUUGGACAGACACUCUCCGGGCUGCCCAAUGUCGGCACAGAUGAGGAUGAGGUGGGUGAUAUAAUGGGGGACGAAGAAGACAACAACAGCCUGUGUGGUCGGCCAGACAAGAUGGCAGAUGUCGAGCUUGUGGGAGAGGGAGUGCCAGAGUCCAACCUGUCCAGCUGGAGGUCCAUCGAGGAGAUAUCAGAGGCAGGGGGAGGAGAGGACGGAAGCUCCCAAUUCCCAGAGGAUGAUGUCAGCAACCUGCAGAGUCACCCGGAAAACAAGGAGGAGCAGGAAAACAACAACAAUGUCUCAGUGUUCCUAUCCUCUGGAAUGCCAACCUGUAUGACUCUGAAUGCCCUGUCAGAGGACGUGAGACACCAGAGCCAGAGUGUGUGUCUGAGGGCAUCUCUCUCAAACAUACCACUCACAGAGGUGAGAUCACAGGCUGCUGCAGCCUCCGAUAGGCCAUCAACAUCAACUGACAGCUCAACACACCAAUCAGACAUAAGACAACCUUCCUUGUCCAUGGAAAGCCCUGGGCGUGUCUCACCACUAGGAGGUAAACCACAGACUGUCUCAGACCAGAGCCCUGGUUCAGUAGAGGCAGCCAUUUCCAGACCCAACAGUAACACAGAUAUUAACCCAGCAGUCAAACAGGCAGACCCAGCUCUGUCUCUGCUGGGUGGGGCAUUUGGAUCAUUCAGCCAUAAAAUCAGACCAAGCAACUACAAGUCAGGCAGACUGUCCCAAGAAACUUCCCGAUCACUGAAGAAAGACACAGUAGAGAAUGUCCAAGUCUCCCAAGAAACUUCUCUCUCAGUGGGCAAAGACACAGUAGAGAAAGUCCAAAUUUCCCAAGAAAUUUCCCCAUCAGUGAGCAAAGACACAGUAGAGAAGGUUCAAGUCUCCCAAGAAUCUUCCUUAUCAGUGGGCAAUGACACAGUAGAGAAGGUCCAAGUUUCCCAAGAAUCUUCCAUAUCAGUGGGCAAAGACACAGUAAAGAAGGUCCAAGUUUCCCAAAAUCUUUUCCAAUCAGUGGGCAAAAACACAGUAGAGAAGGUCCAAGUUUUUCACGAAACGUCCCCAUCAAUGAGCAAAGACAUAGUAGAGAAUGUCCAAGUCUUCCAAGAAACUUCCCUAUCAGUGGGCAAAGACACAGUAGAGAAGGUCCAAGUUUCCAAAGAAACUUCCCCAUCAGUGGGCAAAGACACCGUAGAGACGGUCAAAGUAUUUCAAGAAUCUGCCCAAUCAGUGGGCAAAGACCCAGUAGAGAAAGUCCAAGUUUCCCAAGAAACUUCCCCAUCAGUGGGCAAAGACACAGUAGGGAAGGGCAAAUUUUCCCAAGAAACGUCCCCAUCAGUGGGCAAAGACACAGUAGAGAAGGUCCAAGUUUCCCAAGAGACUUCCCCGUCAGUGAGCAAAGACACAGUAAAGAAGGUCAACUUUUCCCAAGAAACGUCCCCAUCAGUGGGCAAAGACACAGUAGAGAAGGUCCAAGUUUCCCAAAAUACUUUCCCAUCAGUGAGGAAAGACACGGUAGAGAAGGUCCAUGUUUCCCAAGAAACUUUCCUAUCAGUGAGAAAAGACACAUUAGAGAAGGUCCAAGUCUCCAAAGAAUCUUCCCUGUCAGUUGGCAAAGACACAGUAGACAAAGUCCAAGUUUCCAAAGAAACUUCCCCAUCAAUGGGCAAAUACACAGUAGAGAAGGUCCAGGUUUCGCAAGAAACGUCCCCAUCAGUGUGCAACGACACAGUAGAGAAAGUCCAAGUUUCCCAAGAAUUUUCCCCAUCAGUGAGCGAAGACACAGUAGAGAAGGUCCAAGUUUUCCAAGAAUCCUCCCUAUCAGUGGGUAAAGACACGGUAGAAAGUGUGAAAAAACUCUGUUCCCAGCCUCAGCCAGAGGAGACAGAGUCACAGACGGUGAGCCAAAAAGAAGGUGGUGGCGGUCAGAAGACUGACAGGCACAUUGACCAACCAAAGACGAGUGGGGCCUUAGAAGAACAGGAGAGCAGUGUUUGUAUCUCAGGGGUAAGAGAGGUGGAGGAGAUUGCAGAGGAGAGAUUCUCUCCAACAGAGAGUGUUCCAGAACCUGCACAGCGUCAGACACCCGAGGGAGAGCUGAGCACAGAGAAAGCCAUCACUCCUCCUCAGCCAUUUAGGAGAGGGAAGCAGAGCAGAAACAGACCCAGUCAGCCGCGCAGACAAUCUCCGUCAGGCUCUGGGUCUGCUGAUCACCCACAGGAACCAGCUCUCACUGCCAAGACCCUAGAAGACACCUCCCCACCAGGGAAACAAAAGAAUAAGAAUAUGAGGGGACAAAAUUCUGCUGCAGAUACCAGACAGAGGACACCUGUGAAGGGCAAACCUGAGGCAGAGUCCGAGAGGAGAGGGGAAAACAGAAACGUCUCCAGAUCCCCGACUCCCCCUAGUCCUACCAACCUCUGCCCUAUCUCUCCUGCUCUCCUACUCAACCAGGAAGUGAACAUGAAAAUGCACCAGGAAAUGCUUGACAACAGGCCGCUGCCUGGUUGCCAGACAGAAAGCAGGAAGGACAUCAAUGAUAACAAUGUGGGGAGUGGCCAUGCCUCCCCUACAGAACAGAAUAUAUCUUCUUCUCCUCCACCUCUUCCCUCCUCAUCUCCUCCCCCUCUCUCCCCCUCUCCUCUCUCCUCCUCUCCUCCUCCCAGUACCUUCACAUUGCAGCCAGAUGAGGACCUCCCCACCCCCAUACAGGAGUCCCAGCCUCUCCUCACCACAGUCCAGCCUGUCACCCCACUCCUAGACACCCAGCCUCAAUCAACCAAUCUUCAGGCAGCCUCCGCAACCCUUUCUACUACCCCUAUCGCCCUUACUAAGCAUCCCCCUAUAGCCACUGAAAGUGUCCGUAUGUCCCCUACCUCCUACUCAUUCUCAUCUCCACCCACGUCAGCCCUGCCCUCGACCCCCAGUCUUACCCAGCCCACCCAGGAGUCUUUGCCACGGCUGGAGGCUCCAACCACAGUGCCUGUCCUAGACAUCCGCUGCCAGGCCCAGCCCCAACCAAACCUCCUCACCAAGCCCAACAGACAGAUCAAGCCAGUUCAGUCACAAAGCCCACAGGACAGAGAUGGGAUGGACACAGACAGUGAUGAUGAUGACACUGCUGUUCCUCUACGACGUCACAUGACUCAGCCCAGGGGGAUUGUGGGAAACCCUUCUCAUAAAGAGUCUGGCUCCUCCAAUCAGCGAGAGAUACUGCUUCACUCCUCCCGCCAACCAACUGAGAGACAGAUAGACUGUCCAAUCAGCAACAAGGAUUCACAGGAGCUGGACCUGUCCUUCAAAUACAACUUGGGCUCCUGCAAUGAGUCGGAGAGUGAGGGAUCAGUGCCAGAGUUGGAAGAACCAGAGGGGGUGCCACUGAGAUCCUCAGAACCCCAGCCCAUCUCUCCUGCUGAUGAGGGGAUUAACAGACCUAAGCAGAGCCGCAGUGAGAAGAAGGCCCGCAAGGCCAUGGGUAAGCUGGGCUUGCGGCCAGUCCACGGUGUGACCAGGAUCACUAUAAGGAAGUCGAAGAGCAUCUUGUUUGUCAUCAGCAGACCUGACGUCUUCAAGAGCCCCGCGUCAGACAUCUACAUCGUGUUUGGAGAGGCCAAGAUAGAGGACCUGUCUCAACAGGUGCACAAGGCAGCGGCAGAGAAGUUUAAGGUCCCGGUGGAGCCCUCCCCACUGGUGCCCCCUGCACCACCCAGCCUCACCAUCAAGGAGGAGAGCGAGGAGGAGGAGGUGGACGAGGGAGGUUUGGAGCAGAGGGAUAUAGAGCUGGUGAUGGCCCAGGCUAACGUGUCCCGUUCUAAAGCUGUCCACGCCCUCAGACACAACACCAAUGACAUCGUUAACGCCAUCAUGGAGCUGACCAUGUGAGAGGACCCCCCCCCAAAAAAAGCAUAAAUGCCAGGGUCACAUCUGUAUCGCUGCUAUGUUGCAUUCUCCUUACCUGCUAAUAAACAGUCUGUUAUAACCACACUAGUGGGCGAUACUGUUAACCACCCUUAUACUGCACGUCAUGUAUGUAUGUACGUCAUGUAUGUAUGUAUAGUGAAAAUGGGGCAUUUUACAGACAGUCACUUUUAUUACAUUAAAAUACAAAACAUAGUCAAACAAGUGUUCAGUUCAGAAAACAGGUCAGUUUAAAUCAUGCUUACAAUGAAUAAAACACAUACAGUACCAUUGAAAAGUUUGGACACACCUACUCAUUCCAGUGUUUAUGUUCUACAUUGUAGAAUAAUAGUGAAGACAUCAAAACUAUGAAAAUACAUGGAAUCAUGUAGUAACCAAAAAAAGUGUUAUACAAAUCAAAAUAUAUUUUACAUUUGAGAUUCUCUUUGCCUUGAUGACAGCUUUGCACACUCUUGGCAUUCUCUCAAACAGCUUCAUGAGGUAGUCACCUGGAAUGCAUUUCAAUUAACAGGUGUGCCUUAAAAGUUAAUUUGUGGAAUUUCUUUCCUUCUUAAUGCGUUUGAGCCAAUCAGUUGUAUUAUGACAAGGUAGGGGUGGUAUACAGAAGAUAGCCCUAUUUGGUAAAAGACCAAGUCCAUAUUAUGGCAAGAACAGCUCAAAUAAGCAGAGAGAGAAACAGUCCAUCAUUACUUUAAGACAUGAAGGUCAGUCAAUCAGAAAUAUUUCAAGAACUUCGAAAGUUUCUUCAA